AUGUUUUUCCGCUCACCACUUCUGUUAGCGCUGCCAAAGGUAGAAAGACGUAAGCGUAAGGGGCAACCAACGCGGCCGGGAUUGCCAGAUCUACCAAAGAGUGCUGGUGGUUACGUAUUCCGGGAACUGCGACCAUAUCUUCCUAUUGCGUGGCAGUAUGGUUGGCGAUGGAAAUUGCUGCAGAGUAUAUGGUUAGGCGCGGGUCUCUCACUUGCUGGAUCUUUAAUGUACGUUAUGUACUUUAGAGACUCUGAAGAAGAUAUCGCCCGCAAGGCGGCAUGCUACACAUAUGUGCGCAAUGAAAAGGGGGAGGUGGUAGAUAUUGGGUAUAAACCGUUGAUUGAUGCCACUCGUCGUGCCCAGCGACGAGCUCAGCGUUUGUUGGAUGAAGAGGAAGAUGAGUGA
Molecule: messenger RNA, 405 nt
Organism: Trypanosoma theileri
Lineage: Eukaryota; Euglenozoa; Kinetoplastea; Trypanosomatida; Trypanosomatidae
Exons: 1
Coding region: 1-405 (134 amino acids)
Source: RefSeq, a predicted model, not a curated record